AUGUUGGGCCCGAAUUUGGCGAUGUGUAAGAAUCACCAUCCAGGAACAAACUAUGUUUGGCAAUAACAUGAAUAGAAGAAAAAAACCAAAUGCUCAGAAUGGAAGUAAAGAGUCUGUGGCCAGCAGUGGCGAAAUGAGUGGAUCAAGUUUGGAGAACAUAUCUGGUCCCAGAGAAGGAAAGGAAGGCCUGGGCCUAUCUGGUGACAUGCCUCCUUCCAAAAUGCUGGGAAUCACAGUACAGUUCCAGGUGUAUUACUUGGGGAUGGUUCAAGACAUCCACAUGCCUGCUUCUGCCCAACGAGAUAAUGAGGCACAGCUCAUUGACUAUGUAGAGGAAGCCCAGAUGCAAGGAAAGCUUCCAAUAACUGCCAAAGAUAAAGACACUGUUAUACUUAAUGUCUCACGGCAUGGAAUCAAGGUGCUGGACUCUGCUAGACAGGAAGUGAUGCAGAGGCACCCUCUUCAUACAAUAGCUCAGGCCCUGUAUUACGACGAUGGGUUUGGGAAAACAAAUGUUGCCAUCAAGAUUGGACAAGUUGGACGAAGAGCCCCAAUUUUCCAGUGCUAUGUCUUUCAAUGCCACUCUGAGGACCAAUCUCAAGCUAUCUGUCAAAGCUUAAAGCAGUUGUUUGAUGCCAUUACUCAGAGACAUGAUGGUGUGUGAUAAACUUGUGUGUGUUUUGGUCUACCCUCUUCAGACAUACCAGUGUGCCUGUGAUGCAAUUCAAUGUGAAGUAAAUUGAAUGUAUAUCUGAACAGGCCAAAAAGACAUAUGUAUUUAGGCUGAAGUCCAGUUUGUUCAGAACAAAGAUUUCAAGAAGUGACUAGUAAAUACUCGGUAUGAAGUAUUUUUGACCAUAAGAUUUUUGUCCUUGUUUGCUGUGACUUGGCUACUUUGUUAUGGUGGGUCAUACCUAUACAAGCUGCUAAUGUACAUGGGGUGUUCUGAUAUUAUAAUAACAAUGUCCAUGUAUCACACAUGUAUCUUUGUGACAAGAAUCAUAUGAAUUAUUUAGUUUUGUAAGCUGCCAAGUUCAAAGAAAGAAAAUUUGCAUGAGAAAUUGUAUGGGCUAGUGUGCCUUACUACUUUAAUGUGAUCCUUACUGUAAAGUUCAUUAGUGUUCUAAGAAUAGACAACAUAUAUUUGACAACAAAUGCAAGCCAUAACAUUGUUAGAAAUGUUUGAAGUGGAAUGUCUUGUAUGAUGACUUGCAGAGAUAAUACCCAGUUCCACAGACUCCUAACUUGAAUUUGACUUAAGUUUUCCGUAAGUACUAGAAUGCUUCUUUGGAAAGGAGCCUAGGUCUUGUAUCUGGACUAAAGCACUCAACCAGUGUUGACCCAAUGUGUCUGAUUUAAAAACUUGUAAAAUGUUGCCUAUACAGCAUUCCACAAUGUAACGUUAAAGUUCAGUUUCAUUGAGGCCUCACCUGUCAUGCCCGUUGUACAUUUUAAUGCUGUGCAUGUAUUUAAUUGUUGUAUGUAUAAAGGGUCCUUAUUUAUGAAAAAAAGAUUGUUCUUUGUCUGGUUAUAAAUGUAUUCAGUUAAUUUCUUGAUCCUGUGAAUUUUAAUAUAUGAACUGCAUGCAGAUUCUGAGAGUUUUGUUGUUGUUGGUUAGGUUUUGUGUGUUUAGGUUUGUUUGGAAGGUAUGAUGGAAAAAGUAAGUUUCAGCACUAAAUGUGAUUUUUAUGACAUUUAUUCUUUGAUUCUAUCUUUAAAAUGCACUUUUUGGUGUAAUUUUAGAUUAUUUACUGGAAAACACACUUUUUGUGCGUAAUCUUAGGUUAUUAACUGAAAAAUGCACUUUUUGGGAGUAAUUUUAGGUUUUAUUAACUGGAAAAAAAUGCUAUUUUUGCACAUAAUAUUAAGGGGUUUUUUUUCCUGAAGAAUGCACAUUUGAGGAUAAUCUUAAGUUAUUUACUGUACCAUACAAAAAUGUGAAGGUCAUUUUGUCAAAGAGCUAAUGACGUGCCUUGGAUAUAUUAGCUAGAGUAGUGCUGGGAGUAUGAAUUUAUUUCAAACCCUUGAUUUUUAAUCUCAGCUUAUUUCUCCCUCAAAAGCAAGUAGGCAUACUUAUUUGCCUUCAGAUAUUUUGAAUGAAUGUAAUUAUUAAUAUAUUUUUGUACCUACAUGUAUAUUUAAUUUUGUACAAAGAUGUUGUUAGUUAUACAAGAUAUAGAGAAAUUUUAUAAAGCUUUUUAAGUUGGAACAUGCUGUUUGCCUUUGUACAAAUGUAGAUAAUACAAGAUAUGCUCUGCUGUAUUGUGUAAAUAUUGAUAUAUAAAUAAAUGGAAAAAAGUGUACAAGCAAGCAAAUGUAUGAUACAUGCUUUCUCAUAUAAUGUGCAUCCUGAUAAAAAUGAUUAUGUACUUCAGAUUGACUAUAAACAUCUUCCAUGUGUACCCAAGAGGCAAACAUAUGCUGCAUGAAGAUAUUUUAUCAUUUGAAAAGUUUAAUGGGUUAAUUUUUGUGUUAAAACAUUUUGUUUGUAAAUUGAAGUCUACAUUUAAUGGUUGGGUUCACGAUUACUUAAGGCAGAGGGACAGAGUUCAGUGGCUAGGUGCAACACAGGCAACCACCACACCAUCAGUGUUAGGGUUCAGUCCUCACAUUGGACAAUGUAUGGAUUCUCUGCCAGAGUAUUAUCUUGUUUAGUGUUAACAAUACACUUGGAUGGAGCUGAUUGUGCACUUUACCAUUUGUUAAAGAGUACGGUCUUCCUUCAGUGUAGCACGUGAGUAAGUACCUCAGAAGUGGGAAAGUAAU
This is a messenger RNA of Liolophura sinensis, 2766 nucleotides long. Its product is annotated as integrin beta-1-binding protein 1-like. The transcript is spliced from 5 exons. Gene Ontology annotation, cellular component: cell periphery; cytoskeleton; ruffle. NCBI's taxonomy places the organism in Eukaryota, Metazoa, Mollusca, Polyplacophora, Chitonida, Chitonidae. Gene Ontology annotation, molecular function: integrin binding. Gene Ontology annotation, biological process: negative regulation of substrate adhesion-dependent cell spreading; negative regulation of focal adhesion assembly. The coding region runs from base 53 to 664 and encodes 203 amino acids. The record is from RefSeq and is a predicted model, not a curated record.